This is a messenger RNA of Pangasianodon hypophthalmus (striped catfish), 5781 nucleotides long. RefSeq names its product glypican 1b (gene gpc1b). Gene Ontology annotation, molecular function: fibroblast growth factor binding. Gene Ontology annotation, cellular component: synapse; extracellular region; plasma membrane. The record is from RefSeq and is a predicted model, not a curated record. The coding region runs from base 510 to 2144 and encodes 544 amino acids. Lineage: Eukaryota; Metazoa; Chordata; Actinopteri; Siluriformes; Pangasiidae. The transcript has 9 exons. Gene Ontology annotation, biological process: regulation of protein localization to membrane; negative regulation of fibroblast growth factor receptor signaling pathway; cell migration.
GAGCGCGUCUGUGGCACCGGAAGCUGGAAGCUAAAUCCGCUCUUUUUGGCUUUCGGCUCAUACAGAAGAGGUUUUGAUGUAACGUCCUCUAGAGGCGCGCGAGCUCGAUGCCCCCUGCUUUCCCGGCUGUCGGCGCGUUGUCUAAGCAUUUGUCCGGCCCGAGAGCGCAGGAGAAGCAGCACACUGACUCUGGACCGGACCACCAGCGAAUCAGCUUCAUUAUUCAGUUUCCACUUUAAUACAUUAUUGAAGACCUCUCUAAAUAAAGAUACUGGAGCUGGUGCGCAAGUGUAGUCAAUUGACAGGCGCGGAGUACAGGCAAUUGCUCACCAGACCGGCAGCGUAGGCGUUUUUUCCCCCCAGUGCGUCUCAGUUUUGCAACAAAAAGCAGCACUGGAAAGAGAACUUGAACGCCAGUUUGAACGCGUGGACAUCUUCAGCAGCAACGGAUCAGCAUUUACACUAAGCGCGUCCAGGUCAUUGGGUUUCAGUCGGAUCUGAAGUGCGGGAUGGAUGUGCGCUUAGCGCUCGUGCUGUGCGUCCUGGCCGGAGCGGUGAGCGCAGAGAGCGCCACCGGGAAAUCUCGGAGCUGCACGGCUUUCCGAGACUUCUACAGCUCCAAGGGCUUCAGCAUGAGCGGCGUUCCGCAGGCGCAGAUCUCCGGUGAGCACUUGCGAGUGUGUCCACAAGGCUACACCUGCUGUACGAGCCAGAUAGAGGAUAAUCUGUCCAACCUGAGCAGGAAAGAAUUUGAGGACCAGGUGAAAGAAUCUGGGCACACUUUACAGGUCUCACUCAACAGCCAGUACAAAAGCUUUGAUGGUUAUUUCCAGGAGCUGCUGAACCGUUCUGAAGCUCAUCUCCGUGCCUCAUUGCAGUCCACCUUCGGUUCGCUCUUCUCCCAGAAUGUCCGGGUGUUCCAGGAUCUGUAUUCAGAUCUGCGGCACUACUACCGUGGCUCCAAACUGAACCUGGAGGAGGCGCUGAACGACUUCUGGGCGCGUCUGCUGGAGAGGUUGGUGCGAGGACUGAAUGGGCGCUACAGCAUGGGCGAAGAUUAUCUGGAUUGUGUGGCGAAGCAGGCAGAGACGCUGCAUCCCUUCGGAGAAAAAGUACGAGAGUUCAAGCUCAAGGUCACACGCACUUUUGUGGCUGCCAGAUCCUUUGUUCAGGGGCUCGUCGUUGCUGGGGAGGUGGUGCGAAAAGUUUCUCAGGUUCCUCUGAGCGUGGAGUGUGUACGUGCUCUGAUGAAGCAGACAUACUGUCCUCACUGCAGAGAAAUGGCCUGGGCUAAGCCAUGCUCCCCGUACUGCAGAAACGUGAUGAAGGGCUGUCUCGCCAAUCAGGCAGACCUGGACACUGAGUGGAAAAACCUUGCAGAUGCUAUGCUACAGGUGGCUGAUCGGCUGAGCAGACUCCCCACUGUGGAUGCAACCAUUUUGUCUCUGCCUAAGUGCAUUGCUGAUGCCAUCAUUUACAUGCAGGACAACCUGAACACUUUCAACAGCAAGGUGUUUCAGGCAUGUGGUACACCUCCAGAGAACCCCAGCCCGGAGGAGCCGAAAAAGAGAGGCAACCCCGUAGGAGAAGACUUCAGCAGCACUUCAGCAGCAAGCGUGGAAAAACUGUUACAAGAUGUAUCCCACAAGAUAAGGAACAUGAUGCAAUACUGGAUUCAGUUGCCCAAUAAGCUGUGUGUGGACCGAGAGGCAAAAAGCAGUGACGAGAACAAAUGCUGGAAUGGAAUGGCCGUAGAUAGGUAUCUCCCAGAGGUGAUUGGAGACGGACUGGCCAACCAGAUCAACAACCCUGAAGUGGAGAUUGACAUCACUAAACCAGACAUGAUUAUACGACAACAGAUCAUGCAGCUCAAAAUCAUGACGAGCCGAAUGAAGAACGCCAUCGAUGGCAACGACGUGGACUUCCAGGAUGCCAGUGAUGACAUCAGUGGCUCUGGAAGUGGAAUGUGUAAUGAUGAUCAGUGUUUCCACAACCAGCAAAUUAUGGUUCGCAGUACACGCAGACCGAGAAUCUAUCCCAACCUUCCUGGGAACAAGAAUGAGGUGAAAGCUGACGGAAGACGGAUCCUCCCUUGCUCCGCCCUUUACCUGCUCUCAUUGGCCACAGUGCUGCUUAGGCGAUAAUUGUUGUUUCAGCCAAUCAGGACUCAGUAUGGGAUGGGGAUGGACUGAGGAGGGGCGGGGGCAGUUACGUUGCCAAAAAUAAUAUCAUAACAAGCAUAUGAAAUUUACAAACAAUAGCAAAAUGUGGAAAUGAACAGUCCUCUUUGUCACUAUACAGAAUAUACUUUAAUUUCUGUUCUAUAUGUCUGUUUUGAAUACCUGCACUCCUUCUCUGGUGUGAGGGAAAUAUCGCGCAUUUAAGAACUGAGAAGUGAUUCUCUAGGUAUGGAUUUAACUACAUAUUUGAAGUUCUGUGCCAUAAGAGCUGCGAAAAUCUCUUAUUUGUGCUCAUUCAAAAAUUAGGAUUUUAGAUAAUUUAUUUAUUGCUACCGAAUCCCCUCCAAUCCUGAAAUCCAGUGUAUUUAAAUGUCUGGAAAUCAUCAUAUAGGUCACAUCACCUGUUUAUCAAAAACAGUAAGGAGAGAAGUUUUAGACUUCCACAAUAAUAACCGUGGGCCUGCAAUAGGUUAUCUUUAAACCAUUGUUCUCAUAGACGGCCAUCUCUUUUUUCACACACACUUUCUUGUGCUUUUAAUAAUCAUUGUUAUUUUUUUCCAAUUGCAGCUUUAAGGCUCGGGCUUGCAUAAAACACUACCUAUAUGUACCACAGUUAUGAAUAAAGCGCAUAAAUGAUAACACAUGCAUAAUUUCGGCAAGGCAAAGAGCAAUAUUUUGGCUUUGAAGUUCACACACCAGCAGAAUAAAAAAGACAAUAUUUUCAAGAAGUUGUAUCACUUCACCGAAGCUGUAUGUGAUUCUAUAUGAUAGUGUCUUGAUUUAAUGAAAUUUCCCCAUCAUCUCUGAGCUUUUUUUUUUUUUUUUUUUUUUUCAGAAGGCAUUUGUAAGGAGAUUGAAACACUGCACUAUAGUGUACUUCAGUAAGACAGCAAUGUGCAGGUUUCAGUAAUGAACUACAUGAUAGAAUCCCCUCCCAAAUUUCCCUCUGUACUUCUCUUUUAGAAAAUGUUCACAGUGCUUAUGUGUUGCUCUCACUGCAACGCUAGUGAUCCCUAAUGAGCAUGUCUAUGAAUGGCGCUCUGUAGACAGGGAUAGAAAAAUACAGUGUUGAGAAGGAGGUUGAGCAUUUUGGAUGGUGUUUGUGGACAGGUAGAUAUUUGGAAGCGUGUGUGUGUGUGUGUGUGUGUUUGUCUUGGUGAUAGAUAUUCAGAUGCAUGUGUUAGGGAUGUCACCAAAUAUGAAUUCAUUAUUUGGAAUGAACUGAUUUGAAUCUGUUCAAAACAGGUACAAAUACUGAUAUAAAUAGUAGGCGCACAAUUGUGGUUUUUUUUUUUCUCUUUCUGCCAGAAAUAUUCACAGAGCAUCAGGUCCAUACUAGAGGUUUUUGUCGGUAUUGAGAUCCUGUAUAGUCAUACAAGAGGAAGUUUUUACUUUUCUGCCGGAGUGAGCGAGUGGUCAGAUGUGAAGAUUGUGGGACAAAUAAAGAGUGCGGGAACGUGCAGCACUGAACAAUGCACGUAUAACAGCCUUACUAACAGUGUUGCAGUGGUAUCAGGCUACUACAAAAGAACCAUUAGAACCAAAUUUGUUAGAAAAUAUCACAAACAGAUAUAAACAAAAAUAAUAACUGCACAAGCAGGUUUAAACAGUCGCUCUAGUUAAGACUAAUUAUGAACUCAAGUUUGAGGCUGUAUCUGUGUGUUUGUGGACACAGAUAUUUGGACGUGUGUGUGUGGGCGAGUCUUUGACUGCUUGGGCAUGUGGACAUGAGGGUCCUUGGAGGUGCGUGUGUGUGUGUAUGUGUAUGUUUGUCUAUGUCGGUAGUAGAUAUUCGUGUGUAUGUGUGAUAGAGAGUGUAAAUCUGAAUGCUCAUCUUUCGGUGCCUGUGACAGAACACCCCUGUUCUGGAAAUGAGUAAUAAUGGCGCAGGGUGAUAACAUCACUACAGAACAUGCAGUGGACUCGAUUGCGUUCAGAUUGCACAAUGCAGUUAAUGCAGCCUAUAGUGAUGAUGUGCUCAAAACCACUGCAUGCUGGGACAUCCCUUUUCUCCUCCACUAGUCAUCUCUUGUCCUAGCAGACACAUUCCAAAACAAUGUGUAAAGAAAAAAAUACAAAAAAAAAAUGUAAAUUUAUUUGCACAACUUUGUCAAUCUCUGUAAAUCUCAUUUCAGUUCUCCAUUCCUUUCCUGAUAGCUUUUUUGAAAUACUGCACUUUUUGUGACAUAUAUGUUGCCUCUUAAGUAACACAGCAGCCGCCGCACGACUUGAUUGACGAUCUGUAGCUGAGCAUCAGUGAUAAAGCGGCUGAUCGAUUGGGAUCAUAGGUUGAAAAAUGUGUAUUACCAAUUGGAUCAGAAAAUUGGAUAGAAGCAAAGACAGAAUCUUAUCUGAUAGCAUCGUGGAUAAUAGGGUCCAAUAUAGAAGGAGAACAUAAUAAUUAGUUUGUUGGUUAAAGGUAGGUGUAUGCAGAACAGUGAAUUUGUGGUCAGGUUUCAGUGCUACCUUAACCCUCAUUUAUACAUGGCGUUAGACCAGUAUGUACAUAUUCAGCCAAUAAAGCACUAAAAUUAUUACACAACAUCCAUUUAACUGGGACGAUCUUCUGGGAUAGUUCUUCAUCAUGUGUAAAGGACUGAAGGAGACAGUAGCACACACUGGGACACAUGGCAGAAUGGUGCCAUGGAUAUUGGGUACUGGAAAAUGUAUACACUUUUUCAAAAAGCAGGAGUACAUAAUUGCAUGUCAUGUAUUAAGAACAAAGUCCAUUGAAGGGUUCAGCCGAUUCUGAUCACAAGCCCAGGAAUGCCUGUUCCACCAACUUGGGCCCUAAAUAACCACUUGUAGUGUUAAAUAUGGCUGACAUUGGUGAAAUAAAAUUUAAACAAGAAAAAAAUGCAAAUAUCUACAAAAUGUUCUGAUAUAUGCUUUAAUGUUUUGUGUUUCCAUUUCUCUUUUUUUUUCCAAUAAACACCAAUAGAGAGUUUGUGUUUGUGGAUGGAGUGUCAAAAAAAAUUGAUGCAAAUUUGAUGCAAAUUUGUCAAUUUGCUGUUUUAUGUUCCUGGAAAAAAAAAGUACUUGUCAAUUAUAUACAUCAUUCAAUUUUGAAAAUGUCUGCGUCAAACUCAUUUUGUCACUUCCUUUUUAAAGCACUGGGACUCAUCUUUUAGUAAAGUUGUGUGUAAAUAUUUUCGUAUGCCAAACUAAACUAAAAGUUCCCACUAGAUUAAAAAAAAGAUAACGCUGAUUUUCUUUGUAUUCACAUACGUAUGCUGAUCACCCAUAAAUUCCCAAGCAUAUUCAUAGCAUAGCUGAGUUACUUUUAGUGACGCCCACAAAACUCCAUAAAAGGCAAAGCUCACAGGGCUGAAAAUGGCAAAUUGGUGACUAAACAGUAAAACUGAACCUCCUAACGGCAGAGUAUCCUAAAUCUUCCUGUAAUGCAGCUCAGCCAGUGCAGCGCGUCCGCUACCACAGACACACAAUAACGCUUUUUAUGGGGCGCCAUUUUUUUGCCCUAAUUCAAUAGUCAGACUUAUUUGUUUUAAUUUAUUGGUUUGUAUUGGAUUGCUUUGUUUCAAGUCCAUAAUAUGAAAUGACUUUGAUUAAAUUUAUGUGUGCAAUUGAAAUAAAUAAUCUA